AUGAGCAGGGGGGAAGGAGUCCGAGUGGCAGGGAAGACGUGGGGGAGAAGAAUAUCUCUGCGUCUUCCUACAUUGACUGUCCUUAUUCCGUCAGUCUCCUUGGCAGGACUGUUCGGUUCUGCCUCCGUGGAAGAAAAGCUCAUACGAGGCUGCACCAGCCCAGCCAGCCUGGGCUUUUGCAGUCGGUCCCUGCCCAUGACCAUAGCCGUGUGUGUGUUCUUCCUCUGCCUUUGGACUUGGAUGGCCAUCUCACUCUGCAGGCAUAAUUAAGGCAACCAGAACCGCUGGGGCGCCUGGGUGGCUCAGUCAGUUAAGUGUCUGCCUUCAGCUCAGGUCAUGAUCCGAGGGUCCUGGGAUCGAGCCCCAUAUUGGGCUCCCUGCUCAUCUGGGAGCCUGCUUCUCCCUCUGCCUGCUCUGCCUGCCGCUCCCCCUGCUUGUGCUCCCUCCCUCCCUCCCUCCCUCUCUCCCUCUCUCUUUCUGUCAAAUAAUUAAGCAAAAAAUUUUUUUUUUGUAUAAACAAAAUCUUAAAGAAAAAGACAACCAGAGCUGAGAUAAUGUAUAGAUUAAUGAUACGUCUUGAGUGGUUCUCUCUGAAAGCUCAACUACAUGGAAAUCCUGGAAACCUACUUAAUUUGCAGGAAAGGUGCUCUGCCUUGCUGCUCUCAGAGAUUUAGGGCUAUGGGAGGCCUAAGCUGCAGAAAUUUCUUUCACCGCACUUUGGUUCUGCCCUUGUUUUUCGAAAACUCUAAUUUGUAACUACUGUAUCAGAAGAAACAUUUCAACCAAGUUUUUCCUUGGAAAUUAACAGUCCUACCUGAUGACUGUCCCAUCACCUGAUGACUUUAUUUCUUACCCCAUCCAGCAAAAAGUUAAUAAUUACAAUUUAAUAUGUUUAUUCUCGACUCAGAGUGUUGGGCAGAGUCCCAUGUUGAAGCUGCCUGAAAUAACUCCGAAGGGGCCGUGCGGGGCUGCUUGUGGACAAGUGCAUUUGAGCUAGUGUGGCAGAAAACCACGAUAAAAUGGAAAUUUUAUGUCCUUGCAAACAUUCUGAGUUUGUAAAACUACCUUCGUCUCUCUUUUUUUUUUUUAAAGAUUUUAUUUAUUUAUUUGAGAGAGAGAGAAUGACAGACAGAGAGCAGGAGAGGGAGGAGGGUCAGAGGGAGGAGAAGCAGACUCCCCGCCGAGCAGGGAGCCCGAUGCGGGACUCGAUCCCGGGACUCCAGGAUCGUGACCUGAGCCGAAGGCAGAUGCCCAACCAUCUGAGCCACCCAGGCGCCCCUACCUUCGUCUCUUUGACAUCAAAUGCUUACGUUAGUAAUGAUAAGAGGACACUUCUCCAUAAAAAAAAACACAACAGUUCAUUGAAAAAACAAUACGUAGCAAGAUUCAAAUAUGUAAGAAUAAAAUCAUGCGUCUUGCCACCCUUACAGGAUGACUGUUUUUGAGACAGAUGGCCUUCCCAACAUACGUCUUUAAAAAAAAAAAGCAGUUACGAUUUUGAUGUCCACAGGGCCCCCCAUUUCCCAGGGGAUGUGGAGUUGGUCCCCAGCAGCAGGUGGUUUACGGAGAGCGUCGUUGAAAAGACAGUGGGCACAUGUCUGCAGCCGGCUAAGGCUGCCCUGAUGUCUGUUUUGGACAUGAUGCUGGGGACAUUGUCAGCACCCUGCGGUGAGGCAAGUACCCCCAGGAUCACUGUGGUGCUCCCUUCUUGUUGGAUCCAAAUUUCCCACGUGUUCCUGUCUAGAGCGCUGGUAUUUCACAAUGCAUGGAGAAGGCUGGCUGUCUGCCCCGGAAGUCUAGAACCUCUGCCCCCAAGCCUCCUUGACAUCUGUGAAUGUCAGGGCACAGGGAGUCAGGGGUCCCCAGGAAGAACCCAGGAAAUGCCUUGUGAGCCUUGUAGGAGAGGAGAGGCUUGUGGUUUGAAUGAACAAAGACCACAGGCUUAACCACCCUGGGUUUUCACGACUUUGUUUCCUAGGGCAGAAUUUCUUUUUUUAUUGUGGCAUAUUUCAGAGGGAUUCUCCCCAUAUAUCCAUCACUCAGAUUUAACAAUUAAAAGAUUUUGCCACAUUCCCUUCUUUUUCCUUUUUCUUUUUUAACUUGGUUUUUUUUUUUUGCUGUUGUAUUUUAUUUUUUUAAAAGUUGAUGGUAUUUUGAAGAGUUUAUUUAUUUAUUUGACAGAGAGAUAGAUAGAGCCAGAGAGCACAAGCAGGGGGAGUGGGAGAGGGAGAAGCAGGCUCUGCACUGAGCAGGGAGCCUGAUGUGGGGCUCGAUCCCAGGCCCCUGGGAUCAUGAUCUGAGCGGAAGGCAGAUGCUUAACCAUCUGAACCACCCAGGCGCUCCUUGCUGUUGUAUUUUAAAUCCCAGAUUUGUUGUUAUUGUAUCCUUUUAUGUUGUAGUACGUCUUUCCAAAAAAGAUGGUUAUUUUUGAGCUAACUACAGUAUGUUAAUACACCUAACAAUGGCCAAAAAGCACACAAAAAGAUACUCAUUGUCAUUAGUCAUUGGGGAAAUAAAUGCAAAUCAAAACUACAGUGAGAUCCCACCUCACACCCACUUGGAUGGUCAUCCAUAAUAAUUUUUUUAAAAGAUUAUUUAUUUAUUUGACAGAGAAAGCACAAGCGGGGGGAGGGGCAGAGGGAGAAGCAGGCUCCCCACUGAGCAAGGAGCCCGAUGUGGGACUUGAUCCCAGGACCCCAGGAUCAUGACCUGAGCUGAAGGCAGACUAAGCCACCCAGGCACCCCUAUCCAUAAUAAUUUUAAAGACAAAAGCAAUGGAAGAUGGCCAGCAUUGGCAAGGAUGUGGAGAAAUUGGAACCCUUAUGUGGGGACACUGGCCAGAUGUGAAAUGGAGCCAGCCACUCUGGAAAACAGCUUCUGGAUGAGGUAAACAGAAGCACCAUAUGACCCAGCAAUUCCACUCCUACGACCGCAUCCAGAACAAUUGAAAACAGGUGUUCAAACAAAAACUUAUGCAUGAAUAUUCAGCAGCACUGUUCACAAUAGCCAAGAAGUAGAAGUAAUGCAAAUGUUCAUCAGCACGUGCACGGAUCAACAAAAUGUGGUCUAUUCACACAAUGGGAUAUUUCAGCUAUAAAAAGAACGAGAUGCUGAUAAAUGCUACAGUGUGGAUGUACCUAGAAAACAUCAUGGUGAAUGAAGGCAGCCAGACACAAAGGGCCACAUUUUACAUGUUAUAUGGCGUUUAUAUGAGAUGUCCCGAAUAGGCAGAUCAGAGAUACAGAACAGAUUAGUGGUUGCCGGGGCUGGGGGAGGGGGAGUGGAGACGGGCUGCUGAUGGGGACAGUCUCCAUUUGGGGUGAUAAAAACGUCUGGACCUGGACAGGGAUGACGGUCAUACAAUAUUGUGAAUGUACCUAAUGCCACUGAUUUGUACGCUUUAAAUGCUUAUGUUGGUAGAUUUUGUGUGUGUGUGUGUGUGGUUUUUUUUUAUCACAAUGGGAAAAAAUCUACCUACAAAAUCAACAGUGAUUCCUUAGUAUUAUCCAAUAAUCAAAUUUAAAUUUCCCUGGUUGUCUCAGAAAUGUUCUUUCAUGUUAAUUUGUUUGAGUCAAAUCCAGACAGGGUCCAUAUCUUGCAUGUGGUGGUUUUGUCUCCGAAACUUCUCAUUUUAACUUUUUAGCAUGGAACAUUUCAAGUAACUAUGCAAGUAGAGUAGUAUAAUGAACUCCUAGGUACCAUCACCGAGCUUCGCUAACGAUCAACUAACAACCACUUAGAAAAAGCUUAUUUUUAACUGUUCAUUUUGAAGAAUUUCACACUUAAAAAAGUUGCAAAAUUAGCAAAAAGAAUUUCCUUAUGCCCUUACACCAGCUUCCCCAAACGCUAACAUCUUACAUAACAGUCAUUGAUCAGUGAUAAAAUCAGAUGUCAUCAGCCAGCCCACCAGCGUCUUUGUCUGGGACACGUUGCUUAUUGCAAUGGGAUCCCCCAGGGUCCUUCCUUCUGGGCUGAUUCCUCAGUCUUUCUAGUCUUUAAGGACGGUGGCAUUUUUGAAGAGUACUGGCUGGUUAUUUUGUAGACUGUCCCUCAAUUUGGUUUUUUUCCUCAUGUCUCCUCAUGAUUUAAUUUAAUUUUAGGUUAUGCAUUUUUGGCAGGAAUGUCCCAGAAACAGUGCUGUGCCCUCUUGGUGCAUUCCAUCAGGAGGCACAUGAGGGUACGUCUCCCCGUCGUUGGCUGAGGUUCACUUUGAUCAGCGUGUCGGAGGUGAUCCGUGCCAGGGUUCUCCACACUGCAGAAUUACUACUUGUCCCAUUUAACUAAUAAGUAUCUUGUGGGAAAGCAUGUUGACUGUAUAAAUAGCCGCUUUCCCAUCAUUCUUUUCCCCUCUUAAUGUUUGCAUCCAUUGAUAAUUCUUACCGAAGCAGUUAUUACAGGGUGUUUGCCAAACAAUGAAUUUGUAUUUCUAUCAUUCCUUCUAUAUUUAUUAGCUCGAAUUGACUAUAAGAAAGAGCUUUCCUUUUUUUCCCCAUUGAUUCGUUUAUUCCAACAUGGACUCAAGGAUAUUUGUUUUAUUCCCUAAGUUAUUGUUGUUAUUAAUUUUGUUGCUCAGAUUGUCCCAUAUUUGGCCAUUAAUUAAUCUUCAAGAUUAAUAGCCGCUUGUUUAAUCUAUACUCCAUCCGUUCUUCUCCCCUAAAUUAUUUUGAAUCAUAUCCCAGAAAUCCUUACUUCAUCUGUAAAUAUUUCUGUGUCCCUAGAAGAUAGGAAUUCUUUUAAAAAUCAUAGAUAAUGCCAUUGCCAUGUCUAAAUAAUACCAACAAUAAUUUCGUAAUAUCAUCAAAUAUCCAGUCAUUGUUCACAUAUCCUUCAUGGUCUUAAAAUUGUUUUAUGUUGCUUACAAUUUGUUUGAAUCAGAUCCAGAUGAGGCUCUUGCAUUGUGAUUGGUCAAUGAGAUUCUCAAGUGUUUUUUAAUCUACUGAU
Mirounga angustirostris (Northern elephant seal) is the source of this 4941-nucleotide messenger RNA. Its product is annotated as phosphatidylinositol N-acetylglucosaminyltransferase subunit Y-like. Bases 1 to 270 code for a protein of 89 amino acids. Gene Ontology annotation, cellular component: glycosylphosphatidylinositol-N-acetylglucosaminyltransferase (GPI-GnT) complex. The record is from RefSeq and is a predicted model, not a curated record. Gene Ontology annotation, biological process: GPI anchor biosynthetic process. Lineage: Eukaryota; Metazoa; Chordata; Mammalia; Carnivora; Phocidae. The transcript is spliced from 2 exons.